Fukomys damarensis (Damara mole-rat) is the source of this 3115-nucleotide messenger RNA. RefSeq names its product splicing factor 3b subunit 2 (gene Sf3b2). Gene Ontology annotation, cellular component: U2 snRNP; U12-type spliceosomal complex; precatalytic spliceosome. Lineage: Eukaryota; Metazoa; Chordata; Mammalia; Rodentia; Bathyergidae. Gene Ontology annotation, biological process: mRNA splicing, via spliceosome. The coding region runs from base 251 to 2953 and encodes 900 amino acids. The transcript has 23 exons. The record is from RefSeq and is a predicted model, not a curated record.
UCGAAGUAUUCGGCGAUCAUGACGAGCGAGAAGACCUCCUCCACUUGGCGGAUGAGGCCUGCCAAACCAAGGACCUGCGAGCCCGAGACCCGCGUACUACAAGUCCCAGCAGGCUUUAUAAGUAGGCUGCCCACGGCGCGACUGUGGCGAAUCACACCACCCGGCGCGCGGUGCUGCCGGAAGUUCCGGGAAGUGGACCCAGCGCCUGGCCCAAGCUUCCGCGUUGGUCGCGCGCCUUCUUUCGGCUAAGAUGGCUGCCGAGCAUCCCGAGCCUCCCAAAGGAGAAUUGCAGCUGCCUCCGCCGCCGCCUCCAGGCCAUUAUGGCGCCUGGCCUGCCCAGGAACUUCAGGCCAAGUUGGCAGAGAUUGGAGCACCGAUCCAGGGGAGUCGUGAGGAGCUGGUGGAGCGCCUGCAGACUUACACCCGCCAGACUGGCAUUGUGCUCAGUCGGCCGGUUUUGAGAGGGGAGGAUGGGGACAAAGCCGCUCCCCCUCCCAUGUCUGCACAGCUUUCUGGGAUUCCCAUGCCGCCGCCACCCAUGGGACUCCCUCCUCUGCAGCCUCCUCCACCACCCCCACCACCUCCACCGGGCCUUGGCCUGGGCUUUCCUAUGGCUCACCCACCAAAUUUGGGGCCCCCGCCUCCUCUUCGUGUGGGUGAGCCUGUGGCACUGUCUGAAGAGGAGCGGCUGAAGCUGGCGCAGCAGCAGGCAGCAUUGCUGAUGCAGCAAGAAGAACGUGCCAAGCAGCAGGGAGAUCAUUCAUUGAAGGAACAUGAGCUCUUGGAGCAGCAGAAGCGGGCUGCUGUGUUACUGGAGCAGGAACGGCAGCAGGAGAUUGCCAAGAUGGGCACCCCAGUCCCUAGGCCCCCACAAGACAUGGGUCAGAUUGGUGUUCGCACCCCUCUGGGGCCUCGAGUAGCGGCUCCAGUAGGUCCAGUGGGCCCAGUGGGCCCCACUCCCACUGUUUUGCCCAUGGGGGCCCCUGUUCCCCGGCCUCGUGGUCCACCCCCACCCCCCGGAGAUGAGAACAGAGAGAUGGAUGAUCCCUCUGUGGGCCCCAAGAUCCCCCAGGCUUUAGAGAAGAUCCUGCAGCUGAAGGAGAGCCGCCAGGAAGAAAUGAACUUGCAGCAGGAGGAAGAGGAAAUGGAAACAGACACUCGCUCAUCCCUGGGCCAGUCAGCAUCAGAAACUGAGGAGGACACAGUGUCCAUAUCCAAAAAGGAGAAAAACCGGAAGCGUCGUAACCGAAAGAAGAAGAAAAAGACCCAGCGCGUUCGGGUGACUUCCUUGGAGAGCUCUGGAGACCGAGACCGAGAGAAAGACUCAACCCGGUCCCGAGGCUCUGAGUCCCCUGCUGCUGAUGUAGAGAUUGAAUAUGUGACCGAAGAACCUGAAAUCUAUGAGCCCAACUUCAUCUUCUUCAAGAGGAUUUUUGAGGCUUUUAAGCUCACAGAUGAUGUGAAGAAAGAGAAAGAGAAGGAGCCAGAGAAACUUGACAAAACAGAGAAUUCUGCAGCCCCCAAGAAGAAGGGCUUUGAAGAGGAACACAAGGAUAGUGAUGAUGACAGCAGUGAUGAUGAGCAGGAAAAGAAGCCAGAAGCUCCCAAGCUGUCCAAGAAGAAGUUGCGCCGAAUGAAUCGCUUCACUGUGGCUGAACUCAAGCAGCUGGUGGCCCGGCCUGAUGUUGUGGAGAUGCAUGAUGUGACAGCGCAGGACCCUAAGCUCUUGGUUCAUCUUAAGGCCACCCGGAACUCUGUGCCUGUGCCACGACACUGGUGUUUUAAGCGCAAGUACCUGCAAGGCAAACGGGGCAUUGAGAAGCCCCCCUUUGAGCUACCAGAUUUCAUCAAACGCACAGGCAUCCAGGAGAUGCGUGAAGCUCUUCAGGAAAAGGAAGAACAGAAGACCAUGAAAUCUAAAAUGCGGGAGAAAGUUCGGCCUAAGAUGGGAAAGAUUGAUAUUGAUUACCAGAAACUUCAUGAUGCCUUCUUCAAGUGGCAAACCAAGCCAAAGCUGACCAUUCAUGGGGACCUGUACUAUGAGGGCAAAGAGUUUGAGACAAGACUGAAGGAGAAGAAGCCUGGUGAUCUGUCUGAUGAGCUGAGGAUUUCCUUGGGGAUGCCAGUGGGACCAAAUGCCCACAAGGUCCCUCCCCCGUGGCUGAUUGCCAUGCAGCGAUAUGGACCACCCCCAUCAUAUCCCAACCUGAAAAUCCCUGGGCUCAACUCGCCUAUCCCUGAGAGCUGUUCCUUUGGCUACCAUGCUGGUGGUUGGGGCAAACCCCCAGUAGAUGAGACUGGAAAACCACUCUAUGGGGACGUCUUUGGAACCAAUGCUGCGGAAUUUCAGACCAAGACUGAAGAAGAAGAGAUAGAUCGGACCCCUUGGGGGGAACUAGAGCCAUCUGAUGAAGAAUCCUCUGAAGAGGAGGAAGAGGAAGAAAGUGAUGAAGACAAACCAGAUGAGACAGGCUUUAUUACACCAGCAGACAGUGGUCUCAUCACUCCUGGAGGGUUCUCGUCAGUGCCAGCUGGAAUGGAGACCCCUGAACUCAUUGAAUUGAGGAAGAAGAAGAUUGAGGAGGCGAUGGAUGGAAGUGAGACACCUCAGCUGUUCACUGUAUUACCAGAGAAGAGAACAGCUACUGUUGGGGGAGCCAUGAUGGGAUCGACCCACAUUUAUGACAUGUCCACGGUUAUGAGCCGGAAGGGUCCAGCCCCAGAGCUGCAAGGUGUGGAAGUAGCCCUGGCUCCCGAGGAGUUGGAAUUAGAUCCAAUGGCCAUGACCCAGAAGUAUGAGGAGCAUGUGCGGGAGCAGCAGGCACAAGUGGAGAAGGAAGACUUCAGCGACAUGGUGGCUGAGCAUGCUGCCAAACAGAAGCAAAAGAAACGGAAAGCUCAGCCCCAGGACAGCCGUGGGGGCAGCAAGAAGUACAAGGAGUUCAAGUUUUAGGUCCCUCUUACACAGCUGACCUUCUUUUAAGCCCUUUAUCUGGAUGCCUGGGCUUCAUAUAUGAGUCCCCUAAGAGUGAGCUCUCCUGCAGCUCUCAAGGGCUUGUCAUUUCAUGUUCUUAUUUUAGACUUGUUUUGUAAAUAAAGCUGCUUCCCAAGGAAA